GCUGACUGUCUUCUCUGUUUCUUUAUAACUCAUUGACUCUCUCUCUCCCCUCUUUCUCUCUCUAAAAUGAUGCACAUCGGUUAUACACUUCCUUCACAUAACAUUCACCUCUUUCAGGCGAGACGUGCCAGCUUCAAUUGUCGUGGUAUUUCACCAUUAAACCCUGUAACAAGAGCACCUUCUGUAAAGAAGGUACAGAAUGUUAAGCCAGUCACAUCCACCGAGUUGACUCGGUUGCAUCUAUCCAAUCUCGAAAAGCUACUGCAGAAGCAAACUGAACCCAACCCACCUGAUCGUGACACACAACCCGUAAAUAAAGAUACCAAUAAUGGGUCGCCGGAAAACAAAGGAAAAGUCCUUCGGGAAGGGUUGAAUUUGGCCAGAAUUUGGCCUGAAAUGAAGGCGGCUGAGGAAAUGUCACCGCGGCACCUGAACCGGCUCCAGCGGCUCUUAUCCAAGUCAUCGGAGUAUUCUCCGAGGAAUAACCUCGGUAGCCGGUGGCAGGAGUAUCACGGCAGCAAUGACUGGUCCGGCCUCCUGGAUCCGCUCGACGAGAAUCUCCGGCGAGAGGUGAUCAGAUAUGGUGAGUUCAUACAAGCCGCCUACCAUUGUUUUCAUUCCAAUCCUGCCACCUCAGCUGAGGAAGCCCCGCCACUGCGACAUGUGGCGUUGCCAGAUAGGUCCUACAGAGUGACAAAAAGUCUCUAUGCCACAUCGUCCAUUGGGUUGCCCAAAUGGGUUGAUGACGUGGCUCCGGAUCUCGGGUGGAUGACCCAACGUUCAAGCUGGAUCGGGUAUGUAGCGGUUUGUGAAGAUCGCAGAGAGAUCUCGCGGUUAGGGCGUAGAGACAUUGUCAUUUCUCUUCGUGGAACUGCCACGUGUCUUGAGUGGGCCGAGAACAUGAGGGAUCUAUUAGUUCAGGUUCCGGGACAAAAUAACCCAGCCAACGGACAACCCAAAGUAGAGUGCGGGUUCUUGAGUCUAUACAAGACACGCGGAGCUCAUGUGCCAAGUCUAGCUGAAUUAGUGGUUGAAGAAGUGCGCAGAUUAAUGGAACUCUACAAAGGUGAGACGCUAAGCAUUACUGUAACCGGACACAGCCUCGGUGCAGCCCUAGCCCUCUUGGUGGCAGAUGAGUUGAGUACAUGUGCACCGGAGGUACCACCAAUAGCCGUCUUCUCCUUUGGCGGGCCUCGUGUCGGAAACCAAGGCUUUGCCAGAAAUAUUAAUGCCAAAAACGUUAAGGUGUUACGUGUAGUGAACUCUCAAGAUGUAAUAACUAAGGUUCCAGGAAUGUUUGUGAGUGAAGACCUCGAUAAAAAGUUGAGAAACACUCGCGUUGGAGGAAUGCUCGACGUGCUCGACAACAACAUGCCAUGGGCAUACGCCCAUGUUGGGACAGAAUUGAAGGUCGAUACAAAGAUGUCACCAUUUCUAAAACCUGAUGCAGAUGUAGCAUGUUGCCAUGACUUGGAGGCCUACCUGCACUUGGUGGAUGGGUUCUUGGCAUCUAAUUGCCCUUUCAGAGCAAAUGCCAAGAGAAGCCUAGUGAAGUUGCUUGAUGAACAGAAGUCUAAUGUCAAAAAAUUGUAUACAGCAAAGGCCUUGAGAUUGAAUCUUGAAAGAGAGGGAAUGCCCAUUUCUGGUUGUUUGCCAAGUCCAUCUUGACAAUACAUAAGGUUGCAAUGUAUAGAUAUACCCUUGGGCAAAAAUCUAAGUACUACUUGUACAAACUUGAAAUAAGAAGCUUAAUUCUAUGUUAUGAUGAUAUAUAUUUGUCCUGCUUUUGUCUAUCAAUUGCCUUUGGACAUUUUCCAUCUCCUAAUCCAAAUUACUUCUGGA
Molecule: messenger RNA, 1842 nt
Organism: Cornus florida
Lineage: Eukaryota; Viridiplantae; Streptophyta; Magnoliopsida; Cornales; Cornaceae
Product: phospholipase A1-Ibeta2, chloroplastic-like
Exons: 1
Coding region: 67-1668 (533 amino acids)
Biological process (GO): lipid metabolic process
Molecular function (GO): glycerophospholipase activity
Source: RefSeq, a predicted model, not a curated record